Polyodon spathula (Mississippi paddlefish) is the source of this 2425-nucleotide messenger RNA. Its product is annotated as monocarboxylate transporter 10-like. Lineage: Eukaryota; Metazoa; Chordata; Actinopteri; Acipenseriformes; Polyodontidae. The coding region runs from base 312 to 1874 and encodes 520 amino acids. Gene Ontology annotation, biological process: transmembrane transport. The transcript has 6 exons. Gene Ontology annotation, molecular function: monocarboxylic acid transmembrane transporter activity. The record is from RefSeq and is a predicted model, not a curated record.
UGUAGUGGAAAAAUAAAGCCAGCUGUGUGCGGGGUGACUGGAAAGAGGCUGUGUGAUUUGCAUGCUUCCUUUCUGUGAAAGAGGAGUGGACAUUAAACACACACACACAACAUACACACAAGCAAGGCAGCACAGAUAGCCUUGUUUUCCUUUCUUUGUUUUUAUAUAACCCCUAGUGUUGCUGCAGCAUUUCAGAUUUCCCUUUCCUGUGCAGUGAGGUACAGUAGGGAGAGGACUAGUCGCGCAAAUCAAAGGACUGCAAUUUUCCUUAUGGUGUUAGCCUGUAGAGGUGCUCUGAAAACAGUGCCAACAUGACAGAGAGCGGUUUGACAGAUGAUCACCCUGUUCCGCCAGUAGAGAAGACAGACACCUCGGUGCCGUUUCCUGACGAAGAGGCGACCGAAGAGGACACAAAGACCGCGGAAAAGACACCCUUAAACGAAGACGAGGAGAAAGGGGACAAGAAUGAGGCGAACAAGGGAAGCGCAGUGGUCAAGGUGGUCUUGUCGAGAGACCCCGACUGCGCAGCCGAGGCAGAGUUUGAACACCCCGAAGGAGGAUGGGGCUGGGUCGUUAUGCUGGCUGCUAUGUGGUGUAAUGGAGCGAUUUUCGGUAUCCAGAAUUCCUUUGGCAUCUUUUUCAUUUCCCUUUUGGAUGAAUUUGGCUCAGCAGAUGACGAAUCCUUGAAGUUUAAAACAGCCUGGGUCGGCUCUCUUUCAAUGGGAAUGAUCUUCUUCUGCUCCCCGAUUGUCAGUGUGUUCACAGACCUGUUUGGGUGCCGGAAGACUGCCGUGGUUGGAGCUGCUGUUGGUCUAGUCGGUCUCUUUGCUAGCUCUUUUGUCCGCACGCUAGGUCCCCUGUACUUUACCUAUGGGAUAGUAUUUUCCUGCGGCUGCUCCUUUGCUUACCAGCCCUCCCUGGUGAUCCUGGGACACUACUUUAAGAAGCGGCUGGGCCUGGUGAAUGGCAUUGUGACGGCUGGCAGCAGCGUGUUCACCAUCACCCUGCCCUAUCUCCUCUCCUUCCUGUUGAGCCGGCUGGGUCUGCACAACAGCUUCCGCGUCCUCAGCAUCUUCAUGUUCAUACUCAUGCUGGCCGGCUUCACCUACAAGCCCCUGAUGCCCGAGCCCAGGUCCCCUCAGACGGGUGGGGCUCUGCGCUUGAGCAAGAUCUUCAACUUCAACAUCUGGAAGUCCGUGGGGUACCGGAUUUGGGCGCUGGGAAUCCCGGCUGCACUUUAUGGAUACUUUGUGCCUUACGUCCAUUUAAUGGCUUUUGUAGAAGAAAGCUUUGGCAAAGACGUAAAUAAAGAGAUUCUCUUGAUGUGCAUUGGAAUCACCUCGGGAGUCGGCCGCUUGAUCUUCGGGAGAGUUGCUGACUAUGUUCCCGGUGUGAAUAAAGUCUACCUGCAGGUGUCCUCGUUCUUAGUAAUCGGGUUGAUGUCCAUGAUGAUCCCGCUGUGCCAGGUCUUCGGUGGUCUCAUUGCCGUCUGCCUGCUGAUGGGGCUCUUCGACGGGUGCUUCAUCUGCAUCAUGGCUCCCAUUGCCUUUGAGCUGGUUGGGUCUCAGAACGUUUCCCAGGCUAUUGGGUUCCUUUUGGGGAUGAUGUCACUGCCCAUGAUUGUCGGACCCCCGAUUGCAGGCUUGCUGCGCGACACACUCGGCACCUACAAGGAGGCUUUCUACCUGGCAGGGGUCCCUCCCAUCAUAGGGGGGCUUGUGCUGUGCUUCAUCCCGUAUGUGGAGCGCAGGAAGCGGCAGCAGCAGCAGCAGCAGGAGGCAGCAGCACACAAAAUGCUGGAUAGUAAAGCCAACAGUGUCCUUCAGCCCUACAAUGCCCAUGAAGACAAGAAGGAACUGGAGUGUUCAAUAUGAAUACAUCAAAUAAAGACUUUCAUAUCUCAAAAGCUGAUCAGUAUAUGUAUAUAUGUAUACACAUGCUUAUAUAUCUAUGUACAGUAUAAUGCACAAUAAUCAUCCUAAUGCUGCUUUGCAGAGAAACCUGGUGAAAAAUAUGAAGUAAUGCUGAAACUAGGAAACAAAACUAGACAGAUGCUGCAAUCUUCUUGCUAAAGCUAUGCAUUUUUUUUUUUUACGUAGAUAUUUUUUUCUUUAAACCUAAAUCUGAUUACAACUCUGCUAUUGUAAAGGUUUUACACAAAAAAAGGGCCAGGCUCCACUGGGAAGAAGAGAGACUUUUUAAAAGUCUUAUAUUUCUUACAAGAGAACUGACUGAAUUACAAAAACAGCAGUUUUAAUAAUAUUUUCAUAAUAUAUGUAACUAUUAAUGAGUUCAAGCUUUCAGACAAGGAAACAUAUUUGUGCACUCCAAGCAGUUUUUCAAACGCUGAAGGGUAGAUGUACUAAGAUGGGCCAUUCGCAGCACAAACAUACCGCAAUUUGCAUUUUUGUUGCGACAGUUCACA